This is a messenger RNA of Manduca sexta (tobacco hornworm), 3552 nucleotides long. RefSeq names its product sodium- and chloride-dependent GABA transporter ine (gene ine). The coding region runs from base 125 to 2308 and encodes 727 amino acids. The transcript is spliced from 9 exons. Lineage: Eukaryota; Metazoa; Arthropoda; Insecta; Lepidoptera; Sphingidae. The record is from RefSeq and is a predicted model, not a curated record. Gene Ontology annotation, cellular component: membrane. Gene Ontology annotation, biological process: neurotransmitter transport; glial cell growth; sodium ion transmembrane transport. Gene Ontology annotation, molecular function: neurotransmitter:sodium symporter activity; osmosensor activity.
GCAGUCGGUUGGCCAACUAAACCGACCUCGCUCGCUCUCGCGUCCGUUCAUUAUUCACAGUCGCGCGUCGUCAGCGGCGCACGCGACUAAUAGUCACCGCGUCAUGACCCUGUAACGUGAUAGCAUGAAUAAAGUCGAAUCUUCGACGGAAGCCGCCGCGCCCAGCGUGGCAAUCCACGUGGAACAACAUGACGACGAACAGGACAAAGAGAACUCCAAGUUACUCUCGGCGCACUCACCGGCACCCAGCAUAACCCCAUCGGGGCAAAUGCGAAAAGUAAAGAGUUUCAGUGAUACACACAAGAUACGAGAUGUGACCACUGCUUCAGGCGCAGCGUCGGCGCGGAGUCUGCGUCCUUACGAAAUAGUGAACACGUAUCCCGAGGGAUCAGAAAGUGGAACUAACAAUUAUGGAGCACCGUCCGUCCGGUCGCUUGCUUCCAUCGGAAUGGGUUGUACGGACGGACGUAAAAUGGUUAUUAGACGAGUACCAACAUCGCCCACGGAAUUGUUCCAUCUAGUUCGUCCUCCUACGCCUCCCGACGAAGAUUCGGCGUCGCACGAAAGUGAUUGCGAGGAAGAAGAAGAAGAUGCUGCGGUUCACCUCAAGCCACGCAGGCCCUUCUGGGCCAACAAGAUACAGUUCGUGCUGGCUUGCGUGGGAUAUUCCGUCGGCCUCGGCAACGUGUGGCGCUUCCCUUAUCUCUGCUACAAAAGUGGAGGAGGGGCAUUCCUCAUUCCAUACUUCAUCAUUCUAUUAAUUUGCGGCGUGCCAAUGCUCUUCAUGGAACUCGCCAUAGGACAGUAUACAGCACACGGCCCUAUUGGGGCUCUAUCACAAAUUUGUCCACUUUUUAAAGGCGCUGGCUUAGCAAGUGUUGUGAUCUCAUUUCUAAUGUCCACGUAUUACGCUGUGAUAAUUGCAUGGGCCAUAUAUUAUUUUUUCACAUCAUUCAAAACCGAAGUACCUUGGGCAAGUUGCUCCAAUCGAUGGAACACAGACCAAUGCUGGGUUCCAAAUCACAACCAUACGAAACCGAACGGAUCACAAACACCCACCGAACAAUUUUUCGAGAGAAAGGUAUUGAAUAUGAGUGCUGGUAUUGAGUAUCCUGGUGGCAUGCGGUGGGAAUUGGCAGCUUGCUUGGUCUGUGCUUGGGUGUUAGUUUAUUUCGCCCUAUGGAAAAGCAUUAAAUCUUCAGCCAAAGUUCGUUAUAUCACAACAACACUGCCAUUUCUGCUGAUUAUAGUCUUUCUUGGACGGUCUUUGACACUCGAUGGAGCAGAUGGAGGCUUGAGGUUCUUCUUUAAACCAGACUGGGAACUUUUAAAACAGUCCAGGCCUUGGGUCAACGCUGCGUCACAGAUCUUUAACUCUAUCGGAAUAGCAUUCGGGUCGAUGAUCAUGUUCGCUUCUUACAACCGAUUCGACAACAACUUCCUGCACGAUACCGUAGCCGUCACUCUAGUCAACGCUAUUACUAGUCUCAUAGUUGGCAUAUUCACCUUUGCUACCAUCGGAAAUAUCGCCUUCGAACAAAAUACUCCCGUGAAGGAUGUCAUAGCCGACAGUCCAGGCCUAUUAUUUGUAGUGUACCCGCAAGCUAUAGCAAAAAUGCCAGCAUCUCAGCUAUGGGCAGUACUGUUCUUCUUCAUGUUUCUAUGCCUUGGAUUAAAUAGUCAAUUUGCUAUAGUGGAAGUGGUCGUGACUUCAAUACAAGACGGAUUUCCCGACAUGAUACGAAAAAGACUUGUGUAUCAUGAAUUAUUAGUACUGCUUGUGUGUGCGGUGUCAUUAUUAUGCGGACUGCCACACAUUAUUCAUAGCGGUAUAUAUGUAUUCCAGUUAAUGGAUUAUUACGCCGCGUCGCUCAGUAUAACUUAUCUCGCCUUUUUUGAGGUGGUCGCGAUUGCAUGGUUUUAUGGCGUGGGAAGACUGUCUAGAAAUAUUAAACAAAUGACAGGUCGCCAACCAUCGCUAUACUUUCGAUUCUGUUGGCUGAUAGCGUCACCGGCGCUGCUGUUAGCGUUGUGGGUGGCAAGCAUGGUCGACUACACGCCGCCUAGUUACAGGCAGUACCAAUAUCCCGCAUGGGCACAAGCUCUCGGAUGGAUCAUGGCUUCCCUCUCCUUACUUUGCAUCCCAGUAUACGCGGUUAUAGUUAUAAUUAGAGCACCUGGAGACAGUUUAAGAGAGAAACUACGUUACUCAAUACAACCAACAUCUAUAUGUGAAUGUGGUGUAAAUGGCUGUGACAUCUGCUGCUCUGAGUCGGAUCCGCCGGACGACAAAACAGUUAUUAAUUAGUAUAAUGAAACCGUAUAUUUUAAAGAGUAUUAUUAAAAAUGAUAAGAAUUAAGUACUCCCUCUGCCACGAGGAACAAAUAACAUUUGGGCCUGCGUUCUUUAUGACGAUAUAGAUUCAACACGGUAUGUUUGUAACGAAUAAUCAAGUUUAAUAAGGUUAUAUAAAAUUAAGUAACUGGCAUAUACCCAGAAAUCUAUUUAGUCAUACUGAAUCCAUGUUCAGGGCGCUGACCAAUUUCUUAUCGAUUUUUUGAUUCGCACCUGUGUAAUCGACAAAGUUUGUCAUCGAAAAUUACCGUCUAGAAGAGGUACUCGUGAUAAACAAUACUAAGUAGAUAAUUUACAACGAUCUUCCAUCAUAAUUACACAUCACUCGACCUACAAUUAUGAGCAUUCACCAAACAGUGUCAUGACAUACAUAACUAUGGUCAUAUAAAUUUUAUACAGUUACAAUGUAGGAGUGAAAAUCAUGUAUGUACUUCUGACGUCUGCGCGAUAAUGCAUUGACUUCGAAUAGUAUAAAUAGCAUUUAAAUCAUAUCAUUACAAAGAAAUACACCUAUUGUUAUAUAUUUUUACUAUGCACAUAUUAAAAACUAUGUGUUAGCGGUAACUGUGUUCUGUGUAGGUAUUCAUAAUAGCAGAAAUGUAUUAUUACUGAAUGUUUGUAAAGCUUUAUAUUCUCCCAGUCACGAUAUUAUAUUGCAUAAGUAUGUAAAUAUGUAAUUUAAGGCCCGACCACCAGCAAAACAGCGCGCUAAAGCUCUGGUUUCCUAGAAUUGCGGUGCCGUCACAUGACGGACGCAAUAUUUGGACGCAAAAAGACGGCCGUUUUUACGGUGACGAGACGUGGACAGAUCCAUCACCGUUACGGCCACCAAGUCGUAUCUGUUAUAGGGGAGAAAAGGACGACCUUGAUAUACUUUGGAUUAAUAAUUUACUUGGUGUAUGAACUAUCAUCAGAAGAGGAAAAUAGUCGUAUGGAGAAAGAUGACUUAAUCAAAGCUGGUACAGAAGGUGUAUUUGAGAUUUUAGUACGUCGCCGUCUACAAAGCAAUGAUGAGAAAUCUCAGAGAAUAGUUUAGCCUAACACUAGUAUUAUUUGAUUACGAACUUACCACAUAAAUUAUGAUUUGAGUUACAAACCAUACAACAGACACAAAAAUUCAAUAAGACCAGAAAAAAGCUAUGUAUGUAUACUUAUUAAGUAGAUUCCUAAGUCAAUACAAUAAUAUUUUAAUUUUU